AUGGUCAUGUCAAAAGAAAACUCAUCUAGCUUAUCACUGAAGGAAGAUGUUGUGGAAGCAUCUUCGAGUAAUGUUCAAGAAGAUUCAUCUCGCGCACAUCCACUUCGUUAUGUAAAAUGGAUAUACCUGUUGGAUGCAUUUGGGGUCGAAACAAGAGGAAUAGAAAGAGUUUCGCCAGAGGAAAGGGAUCAACUUGCAUCAUCUUCAUCCCCUUACAUCCAACUAUUGCAAGUUGUGGGAUUAUGGUACGCUGCUUGUGGUGGACUUACUUCAAUGUCGUCAUUCUUCUUACCUACAUUAUUAUUCGGCUUAACUCUUAAGGAUUCAAUGGUUAGUGGGUUGAUUUCUAUGAUUAUUGGAUGUUUAGUUCCUGCUUAUUGCUCCACAAUGGGUCCCAAAUCUGGUUGCAGACAAAUGGUGACCGCUAGGUUUUUAUUUGGACAAUGGGGAGUUAAAAUUGUAGCAUUAAUUGCCAUUGUUGGCGGUAUUGGAUGGUCGGUUGUAAAUUGUGUGCUAGGAGGUCAAAUGUUGGUUGCCAUUAAUAAGUCAGUCAGUUUAUCUGUCGGUAUUGUUGUAAUUGCAGUGAUUAGUUUAAUCGUUGCAGUUUUUGGAAUAAAAGUAUUGCUCAAGUUCCAAACAAUAUUAUCCAUUCCCAUUUUCGUUGCUUGUAUUUUGUUCUAUGUCGUUGUUUGCAAAAAAAUCGGUUAUAUUGGUAAAGCAAAUGAAAUGGUCCGGGAAAUGAAUACGUCCACCUUGACUUAUAAUGGCAACUGGGUGUCAUUUUUUACGCUUGGGUACUCGGUAACCGCAACUUGGGGCAGCGGAGCAUCAGACUAUUACAUUUUAUUUCCAGAGAAAACAUCGUCAACUAAAGUUUUCUUGAUAACGUUUUUGGGAAUUGCUCUACCAACGACUUUUGUUGCUGUUUCCGGAACGUUAUGUGGGUCAAUUGCCUUAUCUUACCAACCCUGGAACGACGCAUACAACAACCUUGGCGUUGGCGGUCUCAUUGUCGAGACGUUUUCGCCAUGGGGUGCAUUUGGUAAGUUUGUUAGUGUUUUACUAUACUUGUCCUUAAUUUGCAAUAACAUCAUGAACACUUACUCAAUAGCAUUUGAGUUUCAGUUGAUUGACAAAUUGCUCGUUUUCGUUCCCAGAUGGCUUUGGGCAACGGUUACUACAGCGAUAUACAUUGUGUUAUCCCUUGUUGGAAAGGAACAUUUUCUGACCAUCUUGAGUAAUUUCUUACCCAUGUUGGGUUAUUGGAUUUCAAUGUACAUAGUCUUGCUUCUUGAAGAAAACUUGAUGUUCAGAUCAACCAUCAAGGUGAAAAAAUUGCAUGCAAAGGAAUUUGAGAGUAAAGGAGGAAAAGAGAAAGAAGAGGAAACAAAAGAAGAAGAGGAUGACGAUGACGAUGAUGAAUGUGAACAGAGCCUGAAAUUUGAGCAGUUAUAUAAUUGGAAUAACUGGAAUCGUCCGAAAAAUAGAACAUUGGGUAUCGCAGCCUGUGUCGCGUUUUGUUGUGGAGUCGCUGGUGCCGUUGUGGGGAUGAAUCAAGUUUAUUAUAGAGGGCCUUUGGCAGAUAAGAUCGGAGCAAAUGGUGGCGAUAUUGGCAUGUUCUUGGCUUUUGGAUUUACCGGCAUCACUUACCCUAUUUUAAGAUACCUUGAGUUGAAAAGGUUCAAACGAUAA
Lodderomyces oxycetoniae is the source of this 1692-nucleotide messenger RNA. It is a transcript of the gene FCY24, whose product is annotated as Fcy24p. The transcript has a single exon. The coding region runs from base 1 to 1692 and encodes 563 amino acids. Gene Ontology annotation, biological process: transmembrane transport. Lineage: Eukaryota; Fungi; Ascomycota; Pichiomycetes; Serinales; Debaryomycetaceae. The record is from RefSeq and is a predicted model, not a curated record. Gene Ontology annotation, cellular component: fungal-type vacuole membrane; plasma membrane. Gene Ontology annotation, molecular function: transmembrane transporter activity.